Molecule: messenger RNA, 5651 nt
Organism: Scophthalmus maximus (turbot)
Lineage: Eukaryota; Metazoa; Chordata; Actinopteri; Pleuronectiformes; Scophthalmidae
Gene: radil2a
Product: Ras-associating and dilute domain-containing protein-like
Exons: 16
Coding region: 656-4162 (1168 amino acids)
Biological process (GO): substrate adhesion-dependent cell spreading; signal transduction; neural crest cell migration
Cellular component (GO): microtubule
Molecular function (GO): GTPase binding
Source: RefSeq, a predicted model, not a curated record
AUAAUCCAAAGGGUAUCAAGUAAUCCUUGACAGUGUAAGUAAAAUAUAAAUAAAUUACUAUUUUUUUCAAAAUGUAAUCUGAUCUGAUUAUAGUUACUUAUUUUUUGUAAUCCGAUUAAGUAAACGAGAUUACAUGUAAUCCGUUACUAGUACUACCCGACCUAGUGUGUGUGUGUGUGUGUGUGUGUGUGUGUGUGUGUGUGAGUGGGCGGGAACUUGUCCCGCCUCUUCCCUGACCACGUGCGUGAAGCCGCAGUGACGUCAGCUGUAGUAGGACGGAGGUGUCACUCGACGGAGGUGACGGGACGGGACCGGGACGGGACGCUCCAUCUGUUGCUCCAGUCAGGACUCGGGACUCCUCUUCCUCCUCUUCAUCGUCUUCAACUCGGCUGUGAUUUCAUCAACUGGAAACUGAUUUGUGGACUUGAGCCUUGAACCGGUCCCGACCCGUGUGACGUCGUGGACGAGGAGCUGGACCCGACGCUCCUCCGCAUCUCCAGGUUCCCGUGACUUGUUCCGAACGCGGUGAACGAUGCUCCUCUCUUCCUCCUCCUCCUCCUCCUCUUCCUCCUCCUCCUCCUCCUCUUCAUCCUCCUCCUCCUCCUCCUCCUCCUCGUCAGAAGUUCUCCGGGUGAGUUCGUGUGGACGUUGAACGAUGAUUUCCGAGGAGAGAAGCCGCGGACUCGUCCACAAACAGGCGCUGAGCUUCCCGGUGGGUUUGCUGCUCCGCUCCCCGAAGAGGAGACUCGCCAAGCUGGGGAGGAAACCCAGCAAUGGGUCCCUGCAGUCCGGCACCUCGGACAACACCGUGCGCUCCCCGGAGAGCGCGGGCGUCCGGCAGCCGGCCAAGAGCAAAAUCCGCCGCCACAACAACAGGCUGUCGUCCGUUUUCAACCACAGCCCCGACCUGCGCGACGGCGGGCGCCGCGGCGGCGGCGGCGGCCCCCAGGCCGCAGACGACCCGGCCGAGCUGUCCAGCCAGAUGUCCGUCCCCGGCAUCCUGAAGGUCUUCGGCUGCGACAUCUGUCAGGGCACCAACUACAAGAGCGUCCUGGCCACGACGCAGUCCAGCGCCAAGGAGCUGGUGAAGGAGGCCCUGGACCGGUACUGUCUGGAGAAGGAGGAGCCCGGCGACUACGUGCUCUGCGACGUGAUCGGCCAGACGGGCGCCGACAGCCUCUGGAGGAGGGAGUGUUUCCGGGUGGUCGGCGACGCCGAGAAGCCCCUGAUGCUGCAGUCGCUGUGGAAACCCAAGGAGGGCUUCGCCCGGCGCUUUGAGAUCCAGCUGAGGGCGAGCGUCCGGGAGCAGAGCCUGAAGGACAGAGACACGGUCACGGCAGGCAUCAACGCUCAGGCCCGGAAGCUGCAGAAGAGCCGCUCCCGAGUCACGUCGCUGUUUGUGGACGGCGGCGGCGGCGCCGACGACGACGUGGCGGACGCGCUCGGCCUCUGGCGGAGUCUGAGCGAGAUGGACGUGUCGGCGAUGGGGAAGGAGGCGGGCCGCGCCCGGCGGAGCGCGCUCGGGGAGGACGCCGAGGCCGAGGCCGACAAGGAGGUGCUGCGGCUGGGCAUGGUGGAGAAGGAGGAGACGGAGAGCAGCGACGACAACACCACGCAGUACUCCAUCCACCCGCCCUUCGACUUCCCCUACUUCCUCCUGCUGCAGGGCUACAGCCACCGACAGGAUUUCGUGAUCUACCUGAUGAGCGGGACGACCACCGUGCUGGGCUGCUGCAGGGAGCACUGCAACGGCGAGGACGAGGAGCGGCUGAAGGUGGACGUCCUCCUCUUCGCCCCCGACGUGUUGCCUCAGCACUGCUGCGUCCGGCGCCUGGACCCUCACCACCAGACCCCCACCACGCUGCUGAAGCCGCUCCACGGGGCCCCGGUCACCAGGAACGGUUUCCUCCUGAAGGAGGAGGAGGAACUGCACCCGGGCGACUUGGUGGGUUUGGGGAAACACUACCUGUUCAUGUUCAAGGAUCCCACCAGCACGUCGGGGUCCCGCCCGGCGCCCCCGUGGAUGAGCAGACUCUGCCCGAGCUCGGACACGAACGCGUCGCCCUCGUGCUUGUCGUGCGGCUCCGCCGCCGCCGCCGCCGCCGCGGAGACCUCCCGGGGGAGGCCUUCGCCGCCGCGCUGGCGGGACCUGGAGGGCGCGGAGGCCUCGCUCAGCUACGGGCCGGAGCAGGAGGAGCGGGUCCUGCGGCAGGUUUUGGAAGCGCCGGACCCCGGCGGGAACGAACCCAAGCUGACGCCCGCGUUCCUGCUGAGCCUCUGCAUCCAGCACUCGGCCGCCGCGUUCGAGCCGCCGCACCUGAGGCGGCUGCUGCUCCGCAUCGCCAGUCAGAUCCAGCUCGUCAUGUGGGAGAAGACCAAGGAACUCGCGGCGAUCCAGCCAGAAACGAGCUCCGGUGACGCGGAGCCCGACCGCCUCCCUCCGCUGCCCAGCGCCGAGGAGCUGAUCCCAGGUCUGCGGCCGCUGGUGCUGUGGAUGGCCAACUCCAUCGAGCUGCUGCACUUCAUCCAGCACGAGGUCCCCCAGCUGCUGCCCUGGAGGCGGGGCCAGGAGGCCGGAGGUCUGUGGGACGCGGAGAUGUCGUCCACUCGGACGGCCUGUGAGGAAGCCAUGACGGUCCUGGAAGAAGUCAUCAUGUUCGCCUUUCAGCAGUCCGUCUACUAUCUGACGAAGAGCAUGUACUCGGCGCUGCCCGCCCUGCUGGAGGGGAACCCGUUCUCGGAGAGCGGUCAGCUGCGCGCGCCCGACGGACUGGGCGGCGUCCUGGACGUGCUGAAGGAGGCGCUGAAGCUCCUCGCGGCUUUCCAGGUGCACCCGGACAUCUCGCUGCAGCUCUGCGCCUACCUGUUCUUCUUCAUCAACGCGUCGCUCUUCAACGCGCUCAUGGACCGAGGAUCUGUCGCUGGGUUCUACCAGUGGUCCCGGGGCGUCCAGAUUCGGGCCAACCUGGACCUGCUGAUGGACUGGAUCCAGAGCAUCGGACUGGGCGACCUGGCCACCGAGUACUUCCAGAAGCUUUCCGCCGCCGUCAAUCUGCUGGCCACACCCAAAGAAACCCUCCUGCAGGCGUCCUGGGCUUCUCUCAGGACGGAGUUCGCCGCGCUGAACCCGGCCCAGCUCCACCACUUGCUGAGGGAAUACAACUGUGGCAAAGUCUGUCCCACGGGAUGGACCCCGACACCGGGCGACGCCCAGGACGCCGUCAGGACAGGCGAGAUCCUGGAGAGCUUUGACAACCACCCGCCGCUCAUCCUGCCCAGCAGCACCUUCCACCUGGAGCUGGGCAAACCCGUGCUGGAGCCGGCUCUGUUCGAACAGCUCGGCCGCCUGCGGGAGUUCAUCGGUCGGCUGCCCUGCGGUGAAACCCGAGACGAGUCCGACGUGGAGGAACAGGCUCCAGACGGGACGACCGCAGACGGCCAGUCUACGGCCUCGCCCUCCGUCAGAGUCUUCCAGGAUCCUGCCCAUCAGGUGGUCUCCGACCCGGUUACCUGCCCCCUCCCUCGGGCGGACCUGGACUCUGCCGCCGCCGCUGCAGAGCCUGCGCAGGCCCGAGGGUCUCAUGGCGACCUGGGCAGCUGCGAGGCGGUCCUGACCCAGAAGCUGAAGAGCCUGGAGCUGCAGAACGCCCUGCCGGGACAGGCCGACACGGGCUACCACAAGAGCCUGGCGCUGGACCCGUCCUGCCUGCUCACGCCGCCCAACACCCCCCAGGGCAUGGAGCUGGCCGAGCUGGAGGCCGAUCUGCAGGAGGGCGCCCGCCAGCUGAAGAGAGAGAGGAAGAAAGAAAAGGAGGCAGAGGAAGAGGAGGACGAGCGAGAGGUUUUCACCGUGGAGCUUCAGCGAGGACCUCGCGGCCUCGGCCUGGCGCUCGUGGACGGAACUAAGACGCCGCUGAGAAUGAUGGGGGUUUACGUGAAGUCGGUGGUCCCCGACUCGCCUGCCGCCGAGUGUCACAAGCUGAGGACGGGCGACCGCAUCCUGGCCGUUAACGGCAUCAGCCUGGUCGGGAUGGAGUACAACACCGGCAGAGAACUGAUCCGAUCGUCGGGAGACUCGCUCAGACUCCUCGUCGCCAAGAUCGACCCCAAGACGAGCGGCGGCGGCGGCGGCGGCGGCAGCAAGGGCUCGACCAAAUGCUGAAGGAAGAAGAAACAACAAAACGCCGGCGGACGAUCAAGUGCAACUGGGAAUCCUGGAGGAACGUGAGGCUCGUCCUUCCUGCUGCAUCCAAAGUCAGUGUCUCUCACAGGACGGAUUCCUCCGACCAAAGGAAAACACACUUAAUACAGCUGUGUGUGUGUGUGUGUGCGUGCGUGCGUGCGUGCGUGUGUGUGUGUGUGUGCGCGUGUGUGUGUGCGUGCGUCGAGACAAUCAGCCAAAGCAGCACGACCGACCGACCCGUGCCGCCGACAGCAAACAGCCUGUGGGCGUUUCGCUGGCAGGCGCUCGGUGAAGACACGUUCUUCUUUAAAAAGUUGGGUUUUUUUCGCUGUCGCAGCUUCUCUGUGGCCCAUGAACAACCUGGGCUCAUAGACCGACGAGGAACAUAACGGCGUCUGUGGCGGGUUUUCUUCAGUCUGACAAACAUCUAUUUGCAAAAGACGGCGUCUGUCUGAUCGCUGCUGCAGCGUCGCUCAUGUCUGGGAGCGACUGGAUCUAAUUUAGACUUUGUAUUUUUUUUUCCCUCCAUUUUAUGGCUCUUUUUUUUUUUAAAUCUUACCCAGUCAUUGAGUCUGUCAGGCCUCAUUCAGGCCUCAGGAUCGAGACGUUUAACUGAGGACGAGUUCAUAAACCAGGAAAAGAGGAAAUCUUCUGCAACACGAGGGAAACACAGAAUUAUUACACAUCAGAAAACAUCUGUCAUGAAACGACAGACGACGAAUCUGCAACUUUUACAGUUUCAGUUUCAUCGCUCAGCAACGUCCCAGUGUUGGUUGGUUGGUUCGUUUUUUCUGGAAUAAGAAGAACGUUCCUCGUCGACCCGAUCGGCACCAAACGGCAGACGAACACAGUCCGAGAGAAGAAUUUAGCAGCUCAAGAGCCUCAGAUGAGAUAAGAUGAGGAAGUCCUUCUUAUUCGUCCCACAACGGUGGAAAUUUGGGAGGAGGAGGAGGAGGAGACCAAACACGGAGAUAAAACAGAGUCGGCGUUGGACUCAUAUUCAUCAGUGGGACAAUGUCACUGCUGGAUGUGUGAAUAAAUGUGUCAGUGUCGUUUCAGCUGAAAACAACUGGACAAUAAUAACUCCUACAAUAUAUUUUCAUAGAGAUAAAUCAACAUGAGCCGGACUCUAUGAAGUACGUCUUCAUAGAAGGAGACGAUAACUUUUAAACUUCCUCUGGUCACGCACACUCUUCCCUUGAAGCCUUUCUGUCAGUCGUCUGGGCCCAAAUCAUAAAACACGUGGGACUCGCUGAUGUUAAAAAUCAGCUGACAAGACUCUUUUGAUUUUUCUUUCUUUUUAAGUUGUUAAACGACAAACUUCUGUGUUUUUGUCCCGAACGUUAAACAGUGUUAAAGUGACGUUCACACACACACACACACAAAAAGAAUUAUUAUUUUCUUGUUGGUUUUUUUAAAUAUUUAUGUUUCGCAGUAUUUCUGAAUAAAUAACUAUUUUCACUUUGGA